This is a messenger RNA of Cantharellus anzutake, 761 nucleotides long. RefSeq lists its product as uncharacterized. The coding region runs from base 133 to 528 and encodes 131 amino acids. Lineage: Eukaryota; Fungi; Basidiomycota; Agaricomycetes; Cantharellales; Hydnaceae. The record is from RefSeq and is a predicted model, not a curated record. The transcript has 4 exons.
GUGGCAUGCCGAUCACAUACGUCUGAAUGUUUAGCACUUGAUGGUGUGACCUGGGUUGGCGCGUGUGUAGUUGGAGCCAUUGAUAGUCCUCCAAGCACCUACGCUCGAGACUAAAUUUUCUGAAAGUCAACAAUGCGAUUCUGGAGUGCCUUUGCCUCAAUCGCAAUACUUCCCAUCGUCGCGGCUGAUUUCUACACUGCUUUGGUCAAGUGCAACACUAGUCACGGGCUGGAAGUCGAUUGGGCCAUCGUCCCUGGGAAUGUCGUCCCUGGGUCUCUAGGCGCUUGCCAAGAUACAGUGCAGCACUGGAUCGUUGGCAUUACUCACUCCGGGAGUUUGACAAACGGCUCGGUUUGUAACACGGAUAUCUCAGUAGAUGGGACCAGGAACCACUGGUAUGCAGCUGGACUCAGCGGAGAAUGCACAAAAGGUGAUGGAGGCACGAAAUGCAGUCGUGUGUCGGAUGGUGCGGAAUGCCAAUAUUCGGUCGUAUCGAAUUGCACCGGUCCUCCACCCUUCUGCGAUUAGUACAAGGAUCUGGUGGAGCAGGCAGCGGGCCCAUGUAGAAGUAGAAUACUUAACGAGGGCUGGAGCCCCUGCCAAGUGGAAAUUACUGUGUGCGUGAAUGCAUCUGCAUCCAGAAGCCGCGUCAACAGAAAGGGUUGCGAUAAAGGCAACGGAGACGAUGAAUCCUGAGGACAAUCAUUUUCAUGGCUGGGGAGGGGGGUUCUUGUUCGUACAAACAACUUCGAUAUCGAAUA